Girardinichthys multiradiatus is the source of this 5256-nucleotide messenger RNA. Its product is annotated as transcription factor COE3-like. Gene Ontology annotation, biological process: regulation of transcription by RNA polymerase II. The record is from RefSeq and is a predicted model, not a curated record. The transcript is spliced from 17 exons. Gene Ontology annotation, molecular function: RNA polymerase II cis-regulatory region sequence-specific DNA binding; DNA-binding transcription factor activity, RNA polymerase II-specific. The coding region runs from base 617 to 2611 and encodes 664 amino acids. Lineage: Eukaryota; Metazoa; Chordata; Actinopteri; Cyprinodontiformes; Goodeidae.
AGACCUGCGGAGCGGUGGAGCCCGAGAGAAGGAGCUCUCCGCCGGGACGGAGGAACCAUAAGGAGCCGGGGAGGGAGGGCAGAUUUCUUGCUGCCCAAUCCCCCAGUUCCCCAGGGAGCAGCAGCCUUCCACCACCCGUCCCUCCCUCUUAUUUACUAAUCACUUCAUUUUACUCCCUUUUUGAAGCGCUGCCUCGUUUUUUUAUUCCACUUUUCAUUUCCACUCAAUUGGUAGCUGCUCGCUUCUCUCCGAUUCCGGCUUCGUGCGCACAGGCUCCCCGGACCCUCUUCACGGCUCCUCUGAGAUGCUCUCCCCGCUGCGUGCUCUUCUCUCCACCCUUCUUUAGCUCCGACCCGCGCCUGGGAUCUAAACCAAGCCCGGCGAAGCCCAGAGGAAUCCGCGGCUCUUCUCUGGAUCAGGACCCGGCACUUUGGACAGCUCACUGCAGUGGUUCACCCCUCCUCUUCCUCCGCCUCCCCUCCUCCUCCUCACUUCUAUUUUCUCCACCUUAAUCCAGGUGGUCCUUUGGCUUCUUUGAGCGGCUGGUACAGGGAGGAUUAUUCUUCAUCUUCUGUCUUGUUUCUGGUGAAGGCAAAGCUCCCAGAAGGACAUUCUGAUGUUCUCCAUCCAGGACAGCCUCCCCCGGGGGGCCCUGACCAUGAAGGAGGAGCCGCUCCCCACCGGCAUGACCCCGGUCCGCUCCUGGAUGCAGGGCGCAGGGAUUUUGGACGCUAACACAGCGGCCCAGAGUGGCGUGGGACUGGCCCGAGCUCACUUUGAGAAGCAGCCUCCAUCCAACUUGAGGAAGUCCAACUUCUUCCACUUUGUACUGGCGCUGUACGAUCGACAGGGUCAGCCGGUUGAAAUUGAGCGGACUUCCUACGUGGACUUUGUGGAGAAAGACAAGGAAUAUAACGGAGAGAAGACCAACAAUGGAAUCCACUACCGCCUCCAGCUCCUGUACAGCAACGGUAUCCGGACAGAGCAGGAUCUCUAUGUUCGGCUCAUCGACUCCAUGACCAAACAGCCCAUUCUGUACGAAGGUCAGGACAAGAACCCGGAGAUGUGUCGUGUCCUCCUCACCCACGAGAUCAUGUGCAGUCGGUGCUGCGACAAGAAGAGUUGUGGGAACCGCAACGAGACGCCGUCGGACCCGGUCAUCAUCGACAGAUUCUUCCUGAAAUUCUUUCUGAAGUGCAACCAGAACUGUUUGAAAAAUGCUGGAAACCCUCGGGACAUGAGGCGGUUCCAGGUGGUGGUGUCCACUACAGUCAAUGUGGACGGUCACGUGUUGGCUGUCUCAGACAACAUGUUUGUCCACAACAACUCCAAGCAUGGCCGCCGCGCCCGACGCCUUGACCCGUCUGAAGCCACGCCCUGCAUCAAAGCCAUCAGUCCAAGCGAGGGCUGGACGACCGGUGGCGCCACGGUCAUCCUCAUCGGAGACAACUUCUUUGACGGUCUACAGGUGGUCUUCGGCACCAUGCUGGUCUGGAGCGAGCUGAUCACCCCUCACGCCAUCCGGGUCCAGACUCCCCCUCGGCACAUCCCUGGGGUCGUGGAGGUCACGCUGUCCUACAAGUCCAAACAGUUCUGCAAAGGAGCACCGGGACGCUUUGUCUACACCGCGCUCAAUGAGCCCACAAUCGACUAUGGCUUCCAGAGGCUACAAAAGGUCAUCCCUCGACACCCUGGCGACCCUGAGAGGUUACCGAAGGAGGUUCUGCUGAAGCGAGCGGCUGACCUGGUGGAAGCUCUGUAUGGGAUGCCACAUAACAACCAGGAGAUCAUCCUAAAGCGAGCCGCUGACCUCACCGAGGCGCUCUACAGUGUCCCCCGCAGCCACAACCAGCUGCCGUCGCUCACCGGAUCCGCCGCUCACUCCGGGAUGAUGGGUGUCAACUCUUUCAGCAGUCAGCUGGCCGUCAACAUCAGCGAGGCGUCCCAGGCUGACCAGGGUUAUUCCCGUAACUCAAACAGCGUGUCUCCUCGAGGAUACGUGCCAAGCUCCACGCCUCAGCAGUCCAACUAUAAUACUAUCACGUCCACUAUGAACGGGUACGGAGCAGCAGGGAUGACUAACCUGGGCGUUCCCGGCUCUCCCAGCUUUCUCAACGGAUCCACCGCCAACUCUGCUUAUGCAAGAAGCAAACAGUCUGGUCCUAACCAUCCCCACCUGGAAUACAGCUCAGUGAGGCGAGGUGUGCAGCAGGUGAACAGGAAGCUGCUGCAGGAGACGAGCUCCAAGUCGCUCCUGUUGGAGGAGCUGAUUACCAUCCCUGCAGCCAGAGCUCGGAAGGCGCAGUCAAACAGAAGAGCGCCUUCGCCCCCGUCGUGCGAACACAGACCUCCCCGCCCCCCACCUGCACCACCACCAAUGGCAGCAACCUCCAGGCCAUGGCCGGUCUCAUCGUGCCCCCCAUGUGAGGACGCCUCAGAACGGACCAGGCCCCCUCUCUGCAACCCAGAACCACCGCUACUUCUUUGUUUCUUCCAGCACCAGCAGACCAUGUCACACUCCCCCGCUGGCGGAUCAAAGCGGCAUUCUGUGGAUAUUCGGAGCGGGACGCUUUGUGGACCGGACUGUCUUCAGCUGGUUCUGUUGUUCUGAGACACUAAACUGAAACUGAAUGGGAAGCAGAUGUGUCCAAGGGGAGCUUUGGUUUGGAGAAACCUGCAGAAAAUCACAGCUGAGUUGAAGGACAACCGUUUAAAUUAAACCCAAAUUCUGAUUAAAACACCCAGAAGUAAAGCAUGAAACAUUUUCAGCCUUCAGAGAUUAACAACAUGUAGCUCUCGUAUGUUGUUCUUAUUUUCUGGGUUUUAUCUUCUCCAACUUAUGGAUGGAGAACUGAAGCUGGAGCAAGAGCUGAAAAUGAGCCAGCAGCUGUUUUAAAAUAGUUCAGAAACUAGCUUCCUGCUCCACUUUCUGAGAUUGAAGUCGAGGAUCUGAAAUCCAGAGCUUGCUCUGUCAGAUUGUGAAUAUUCUCCCAAAAUUAACAUAGAGCCAUUGCUUCUUUUAUUUCCAUCAGCUUCCUGCAGUUGCUAUAAAGUGGCUGGAAAUAAAAGCCGACGCUUUGAACCUAAAAGACUAAAUAUUCUGGUUCUGGCAGUUGGAAAUGUUCCAUCCAAUGCAAACGCGUCUGUGGGAGCAGCUUUAAUCCUGUCAGUUCUCACCGGAACUCCCAGUGGACCCAGUUGGACCAAGUCCAGUUGAUUUUAUUCUAGUUUUGAAAUUGGACCGGGGGGGAUCCAACAGUUUCCAGAUCUGCUCUAACGUUCCCCUCCUGUCCGAGCGUUUUCCUUUCUGUACCAUAGCUUCCAGCCAAGUCCUGUAAAGAAGGAAGCUGCAGAUUUAAACUUCCUGCUCCUUCCUCACUUUUCUUCCUCUGAUCCUGUUUGAUAGCUUCUUUCUGCUGAUGUGUCCAGUUUUAGGUUUGUUUCUCCUGGUUGUGUUUAUUUUCCAUGUAUUUAUGACGUCAGUUUUGGGGCGUUCCUUCAAUGAUGUAGGCCUGAACGAUAGUCUGGAUUAUAUCUGUAAACAAAUGGAUGUCUUCAUACCUUUUAGAUCUUGUAAAAACAGUAACCAAGAACAAAAAAAAUCUUGUUUUUGUAAAAAAAAAAAAAACAACACAUGAUGAUCGAUCUGUGGAAGCUGCAAGUAAAAGUAACGCUUUCAUCACUUUUGUAUAAAAAUGCUUUUUCCGAUAUUUAACUUUUUGUAUACAACUUUGUGUUUUCCUGCUUUUUCUCGUUCUGUGUGGAUUAUUGUGAAAUCUUUAUUCAUGGUUAUUUCUAAAUGCACUGUUCUGGUUGGAGCACUAACGAAGAAGAGUAAAGAUGACAGCUAGAAUAAUAUAAACCCAAGUGUUUUCAUCCAGAAACAAUCCGUGUCAGGGGAACCUUCACUAACCUCCUAAUAUUCCAUAAUCCUCCAUCAGGGAUAAAAUAGUUGUCUAUGGUUUGGUUAUAUUCACGGACAGUAGAUUUAAAAAUGUGUUGAUGUGACAGAAAGCUUCCUUCAUGUUGGCAUCAGUGGUUCUGUCAUCACUCUACACGACCUGGAUUAUUGUCCUGAAGAACCACGUUACCUACUGUGAGGUCAUCUUCUACACUAUUGUCAAACAAGUUCAGGAAAUCCUUGAAUUCUGCAGCAAUUCGAGGAAAUUUCAGUUUCAAAUUAGAUUUCAUCAGGUUCUUUGACCCAGAAAACAGGAAAAGGAACAAUUUAGUGAAAGAAGAACUUUAAAGAGAUCUGAUAUUUCUCUUUAUUGAAGUUAUUAAACAAAUCUGGUUAAAAUUUUAUUUUACGUUGUUUGGGAUUUAUGUUUUCAUUUCUGCAGAAGAGAAUAUUUUAGUUUUCAGGUAGGAAUUUCUCAGGUUCUUUUACAACCAUAAGAAAUUAUGCUAAACGUUAAUAUGAGAAGUUUUCCAAUUAGAAACAGAAACAAAAAGUGAAGAAGUUUCUUAGUAAAAUAAAAGGAUUAUUUUAGCACAGCUUGUUUUGACGAUCAAGAUGAGAGCCACGAUGUUCUUCCAGACCAACAGGCGUUCCAUGUUUGCUUUUCAGUACUCUGGGUUUACAGAAUUUAUUUUUUCAUUUUGAAGUUAAAAUUAAAAAUGUUUCCAAACAGCUCCAGGUUUUUCAGAGGUUUUUACCCAAACAACUGAGUUUGAGUCCGUAUCAUGUCUGGAAACUGAAUUCCACCCACAGGGAGGUGAAUUUGUUAGGAUUAGAGAUAAAAUCCAAUGAAUGAACUCCAGCAUGGAGAACACUGGGAACCACCAGCUCCUGUUACUUCCUUCCUUUCCCACUUCAUUCUUUUCCAGUUAUUCCUCAGUUAGAACCUGGACUUUUGUGGAAACCUCAGUAAAACCGGACUGUAAAGUGCUGCAGGGACAGAGUGACCUGGAGUUCUGGAACGUCUGCUCUGGUGUCUCUCCAUCCAGGUCUUCAGUUCAGAAAUUAAGCAGAAACGGAAACCUUUUGGAUGUUUUACUUCAAUGUGAAAGAGGGCAUAAGGUAUAUCAUCUUUGUGAAAUAUGAAAUAUAUCAAAGUAUAUGAAAGCACAAUGUUUAAUUAUUGUCUUUAGAAUGGACCCCCUGGGAUGGGGAACUUCCCAGCCCAGGGGACUUGGUUUUUCUGUCUCCGGCCAAGCUGUAAAUAGAUGCAUGUCUUCUGUUCUUCAGUUGUUUUCUUGUGAUCUGUGCUUUUUGUACAGAAACAGUCUAAUAAAGAUUACGUUUGGCUUGAA